AUGACGACGGCUCAAAUGUACUCGUUCCACAUGGACUACGAUUACCUUUUCAAGUUCAUCAUCGUGGGCGACGCAAGCACUGGCAAGACAAGCCUGAUCAGCAGGUACACACACGGCGUCUUCCCAGACACAACCGUGGAGACCGUUGGCGUGGACUUUUUCUUCCACCAGCUUAACCUCGAGGGCAGCAAACUCAAGGUCCAAAUCUGGGACACAGCCGGGCAAGAGCGCUUCCAGUCAAUUAUUCGCAGCUACUACCGCGGCUCCCACGCCGUCAUCUACACAUACGAUGUCACAGACCCAGACAGCUUCGACAACCUCUCGCGGCGGUGGUUCCCUGACACAGAGGCGCACAUCGCACCCGGCACGCUCAAGGUGCUGGUGGCGAACAAGAGCGACCACCACCGCGCGCUGCCAAAUCUGAUUGAGCGCGGGCGCGCGCUGGCUGAGGAGCGGGACAUGCCAUUCUGCGUCGUGUCUGCCAAGACGGGGUCCAACGUCGACCGCACCUUCACCACGCUUGCAGAGGACUGCCUCCGCGCUGUGCAGGCAAACAAGCUCUCCGUGCGCAGGCGAAAGCCACUCGAUCUCUCCAAGAAGGUGCCGAUCAAGAUGCCAACGAAGUCGUCCUCCAUCUUCUCCUCCUGGUGCUCUCUCCUCUAG
Molecule: messenger RNA, 663 nt
Organism: Salpingoeca rosetta
Lineage: Eukaryota; Choanoflagellata; Craspedida; Salpingoecidae
Exons: 4
Coding region: 1-663 (220 amino acids)
Biological process (GO): regulation of exocytosis; protein secretion
Molecular function (GO): GTPase activity; GTP binding
Source: RefSeq, a predicted model, not a curated record